Molecule: messenger RNA, 6422 nt
Organism: Plodia interpunctella (Indianmeal moth)
Lineage: Eukaryota; Metazoa; Arthropoda; Insecta; Lepidoptera; Pyralidae
Product: GTP-binding protein REM 1
Exons: 5
Coding region: 52-1242 (396 amino acids)
Cellular component (GO): plasma membrane
Molecular function (GO): GTP binding; calcium channel regulator activity; GTPase activity
Source: RefSeq, a predicted model, not a curated record
AUCCGCCCAGGCGGAGGGCGGGCGGGCGUCUGCUUCAGUUCGCCCGCGACCAUGGCCACCGAUGGACGCACAAAGCGCUCGCAGUCGAUAUGCGCGCCGGCUUCCGCGAGUAUGGAGGCGCUCGCCGCCCCUUUAGAAACCACUCCGGCCCCCAGACGGAGACCCGCGGCGAGAUCACAGUCGGCCCGGAUCACCGGCGGCCGGUCAGUCAGGCACAGGAGGCAACAACAGCAGCAGCAACUCGAUAGAGAAACCAGAGCUCGCUACAGCUCCGAACCGAGAUUAGCUGAGACUGAAACUCCUCCGCAAGUGCGACGACAAGCCUCAGCGAGACGCAGACCACCCCCAGGACAGCAUAAUCAACCGCGGAGAUCCAAUGCGUUCCUCGAUGUCCCGAAGACUGCUUCUCAUCAGCCUGAGGAAGAGCCUGACGAGGAUUCUUACAGACUCCGCACGUUCAACAUCACGCAGAAAGGAGGCAUUGUGAACCGCGGAGAUUCGUUCCGCCGCCGCCGCUCCCGCUCAGGCAGCCUCGCACCGUCCUCUCCAGCGGCAGCGCCGGAGCCUCAGGAACGCAGACCAGUUGCUUGUCACCGUGUGGCGAUGGUGGGCGCCCCUGGUGUCGGCAAGACUGCCUUAAUCAGCCAAUUUCAGACCAGUGAAUGUAUCAACGCUUACGACAGGCAUGGAGAUGUGGACAGCUCAGAACAGAAGGUGUCAAUAAUGCUGAACGGCGAGGAGUCGGAACUUUACUUCGUUAACUGCACUACAACUAAGGAUGAAAUCGAGCGAUCAGAACCUCCUGACGCGUUCGUGGUGAUCUACUCUGUGGUGGACAAGGCGUCCUUCCAGAAAGCUGAACAAGAAUUGGCCAGACUCCUGGACUGUGACAUGCUGAGGUGCAGACCUGCCUUGCUGGUGGCUAACAAGAUUGACUUGGCGAGAAGCAGAGCUGUCUCCACACAAGACGGCAAAUGCCUCGCGUGUACAUACAAGGCGAAGUUCAUUGAAGUAUCUGUUGGCAUCAACCACAACGUGGACGAGCUCCUGGUUGGCAUCCUCAACCAAAUACGCCUGAAGCAGCAGUACUCCGCUGAAGGUGGCCGGGAGUCCUCCCCAGCACACUGGUACAAAACCAGGGGUAUGGUCAGAGCCAGCAUGAAGGCCAGACAGAUGUUCACAUGGAUCUUCGGGAAAGAAGACUCCAAGUUCAAAAACUGUGAGAACCUACAUGUUCUGUGAGUGGACAGCGACGGACCUGUGUUCGUCUGAAAGACUAAUUUGUUGCUUAUAGGAAGGUUAUGUUCGUGUAUGUACAUAAUACUUGUAUGGGGAUGAAAGUAACUUUUAGUACUUAACUUUCGGUUAACCUUACUACCGCCAGGUGUUCCUACGAAAAAAGCAAACAUAUUUUUUUUUUGCUACUAAUCUAUUCCUGGUACUGCGAAACCCUUUUUGGCGAGUCAAAUUCGAACUUAGCCACAUUUUCAUUAAAUAAAUAUGUUACAGCGAUAGAUUGCAAAGUGUGUAGGCGUUUUAAUAGUCCUAGUAUAUAAUAAAUUGUAUAUUGACAAACUGUAAUUCUUGGUACUAUUAUCAUAAUCAUUAUGUGCCAACUUUGAGAGAAUUUAAUACAUACGUAUUUAAUUAAGUAACUUUUAGUAAAUUAAGUAAAAUGCAGUAUUUCCUCGUGUUAUCUGGAUAUAAUAUAAUCUUAUCAGCAAUAUAUUAUCGCGUAGUGAUGUAUCAUAAAUUAGUAGAAUAAAUUGGACCAUUAUAUGACGAAUAGGUACAUAAUAUAUAAUUUAUGAAUGUGUAAAAUUUUCGAUAAUAUAUCUAAUACAAUAAACGUGUUGAAUAUAGUAUCCAUAAUUUUAUUUCUUUAUAACUAAAGCACAUUUCUAAUGUAGAAGGAAUAACCAUCAAUGAUCUGUGGGGCACGAUUAUUUUGCCGGACGAAAUCGUGUCGACAACGUAAUAAAUUUAUUUUAUUUUUAUAUAGAAAAUCUUUCCGUUUAUGUACGUUUAUUUCCUAUAUAUAUUUUGGCGAUACGAUUAGGUACUUGUAGACACAAUAUAACGCCAAAAUUGUUACAGUUUAAUAAAUAAAUAUACAUUAUUAUCAUGGGUCAUGGGAAACUCUUUUUAAAACGCUUUUAAUUUUUAACCUCAUGAAUUGGGUCCACUAUAUUCCUUCCAUAUCUGCUAAUAAAAAUAAUCGUAGCCUUAUUUAAUGACAAAACUGAACUUGACAGAAUGUUCUAGAUUUCGUAACUUCUUAUAAUAUAUAACUAUAUGUCUAAUAUCUAAUGUAAAGGACUAAUUGUACUUGCCAUAAAGUAUUGACCAAAUUUACCAACAGCCCUACAUACCUACUUAUAAGUUCAUUUAUACAGGCUAGCUUUUUAAAUACGAAUCGAUUUUUUACAUCACUUUAGAAUUAUAUAAUUAUUAUUAUAAUAUAUGACGAAUUAUUUGUCGUCUACUUUAUAAAGCGUAAGACUGUAAGACAUGUUGACCAAAUCCUACUGUUAUGUAAAGUAUUAGCUACCUCAAUAGGUACCAAAUUUCACAAAAAUUGUCCCAGCCGUGUGAGUGCGACCAAGUAGAGUCUGAAACAGUUCUCCGACAAUUGCUUCGUCUACGAACGAUUCCGACAGAAUGUCUCCUCUAUUCUGUCGGCGAAUCGUUCGUAGAUGAAGGGUUCUGUCGUUCAAACGCCCGAUGUCGAAACAUUCUGGCGACGAAACGUUCGUUAGACGAAGCAAUUGUCGGAGAACUGUUUCAGACUCGAAAAAGUAACAAACAUUAAAUUUUACAACAACUCACAGACUUUCGCCUUUAUAAUAUAAGUGGAAGUAAAAACAAAAGAACGAAAACUUUGCUGUUUUCCGCAGCUUCGCCCGCAUCAGAUGAGAUUCUCAUACAAACUUUAACUAAAUUUAGUUGUGAAAGCGUCACAGAUAGACCGACAGAUUUUUAAUAAUUGGUAAGGACGUACGGGUUACAUUUAUUAACUCUCCCGCACAAUUAAACCGAUCAUCUAAUUAAUUAUGGCAAGUCGGAACUUGGUCUUUUUUCUACAAUUUUUAAUGAAAUUAUUUAAUUAACCCCCGAUAUUAAUGUCGUGGCAUCGUAGCAACCAAACGGCUGAACCGAUUUUGAUCUAGUUUUUUUUUUAUUAUUUAUUUUAAAGAGAAUUUAAUCGAGAAUGUUCUCAGCUUUGUUUGGAAAAUUCAGCCGUUCAGCCGUUUGUAAACUGUCAGCUCUUUUCUAGCGGAUGAGAUGAUUUAGUUAGUAUUUAUGAGUUUCUUAAAUUUUAAUGGAGCUUUCAUUCAUUGAGCAUAAUUUUAAAAUUUAUUCUGAUGUUUGAAAAGCCAUCCUGUGUAAAUAUGAAAUAUAGUAUCUAAAUUAUGACUAAUUUAAAAAGUAACAUUUAUAUUUCAUGCGUAUCCUAUUUUUGUCUAGAUAAGUACUUAUAUAGGUGUUAUAUCAUAAAAUAAUAUCAAAAAGUGUACAUAUAAGACAUACAUGCAAGCACAAAAGGAUUUGAUGUUGUUUAACACAUCGUCAUGUGUUAGAACACAUUCACUGACAUACACAAAAGAAACUUUUGUUAUCCAUAGAUGGAAACUGUCAGUGAAGUGUUCAGAGUUAUGUAAUAUGUGAGUGAUAUUACGUUUUUUACAUGAAUUAUACUAUUAGUUUGUUACCAAUUAGAAAAAAAUAUGUAUUAAGUUAAAAAUUGUAUCAGUCGUUAGUGUUAUGAAUUAUUUAAUUACUUUUGUAAUAAUUGAUAAGUAAAACCUGAAAAAAAAACAUAAGCUUCACCAAAGGUACUUUAGUUGCCCGGUGUCCUAGGUGAACAACAAAGGAGGCAACGCCACGCGACGCAAUGCCUUUGUGUCAAAUGUAUGGCUGUAUUAAAUUUUUACUAGUGGCCUAUGUUGACGCACCUAUGAUGCCAGGUAACAAGCCAUAUACCAUAUAUUAUUUUUAGAAAGCUAAUAGCGUACCUCUCCAUUUUUUAAAUUCUAAAAUUGCAAUCCUCAAAUAUUAUUUGAACGGGAUUGAAAAAUAAUACAUUUACUCUUAACAUAAAUCCCCAAAUUCCCAAAAAAUUAAUAAUUUUGGAAUACGAUUCAAGACAGUGCCUUUUUAUUGUUAAAAAUAUAUUAUAACUUUUACCUUUAUAUUUCAAUUAGUUGUCUUUAGGAAAUAUAUACCCACCCUUAUGUGGUAAUUGUUUAGAUUAAUUUAGCCCCUCUGUUUUAUAUAAAAUUCCGACACAAAUUGUUAUGGGGUAUAUAGAUUGCCGACUGCAGUAAAAUCGGAUAUUUUAUUCUUUUGAAUAUAUUUUGCAAAAUGUUGAAGUUUAUUUAGUUUGUAUUUUUUCCGUAAAAGAUAAGACGUGAUGUUAAAUCCAUAAUGUCUUAUUGAAAUAUGACAUCUUUAAGUGAUUGAUAUAAUCUAAAGUAAACACGCUGUAUUAGUCGUCUAGGACACAGCGUAUGUCCUUAAUAACAAAUACAUCGCAUUUACUUCAAGCCUAUAUUAUCAUAAUUACUAUGUCGCAUCGCGUCGUUGUGCGCUCCUCAGUUAGGACGCUGGGUUAGUGUGAAAUAUCCGAUUGUAUUGCAUAAUAUAUGUCGUAAGUAGAUAAGUAUUGUAAAUGCAUUUGCAGAUUGUAUGAGCUUGCAUUGUGUAUUUAAGGUCUAUUUGCACGUUAACUGUGGUAUGAACUAAAAUUAAAAAGUCUUAAAAGUAAAAAAAAAUGCUGAAUGCAAUUAAACUACACAAAAAAAAAACAGUUAAGCAAAAAUAUAUAAUUUAAUCAGUAUCAGCCUUGAAUAUAACAAUAUCUAUAACGACAUUAAAAGAUCAAAAAAAAUAUUUUUUUGUAAAAUAACCUUUUUUCUUUUUGAGGCACUGAUAUUAUAAGUUACUCCAAAAACCUGACGUCAAUUUAAAAAUAGGUUUUAAAAUCUUUUUAAACAUAAUUACUUACAAGCUUUUGCAAAAAAGUCAUUUAUAUCUCCCUCCGGCCCGCCAAGUAUCUCCGCAACUAAACUGUCUCAAUGAAAUACUCCGUUAUGACGUGAAAGAAGGCCUUCCAAACACAUUUAUAGUAUUAACUAGCGGCCCGCCCCGGCUCCGUUUGGGUAAAAAUAUAAUAAACAUACUUACACCUGAACCUUUCUAAAGAAUCGCACUAUCUAUUGGUAAAAAACCGUACAAAUCCGUUAACUCGUUUUUAAUUUAUCGCGUUCUUAUACAGACUCCUAUAAGCCAAGAAUAUCUAAAGAUACCAAUCAAACAUAGAGUUCCACUUUGGACACUAAACUGGAGUAAGUUGCUUAAACUAACUUAAGUAUAAUAUUACAAAGAUUACUUCUCAAGUUGGUAACUUGGUAAAUUUAACCCGAAGCAGACGAGAGCCGCGCAUCGCAAGCUGUUUGUUCUAAGUAUAUGAGACUACACUUACUUUGUGUUGAUACCGGCGUCUUUUGCACAUGCAAAAGACGCCUUCUUUCUUUUAACUACAUAGUUAAAAGAUACAGCAAGUAUUUUCAUUUUGUUUAACACCGCGUCUAUUUCUCGGUGGUUCAAUCAAAUUUCUUGAGGAAAGAAUCAUUUCCAAAAUCAAUAAUAAUUCAUAAAAUUGACAUUAUCACAGUACAGAUUCAUUAUUUUAAAGUCAAAUAUUAAAACUAAUUCUUGCUUUGUUGAAAUUUGAAAAAAAAAAAAAAACAAUGACAGCGCGGUCACAGUGGUCGAAACGCUCUGAGAAACACCUUCGAAGCUUACUUCUUGUAAAACCACGCAAGGGAUUUUGAUGCAGUUUUCAGAUUUUGCGAAGGCCUGGCCGGGGGCCGGGUUUCCAGUAAAUAAUGAAAAGAUAGUAGACAAGCAAAGAAGGGGCGUGGGGUCCUCGAUAGUGGAUAGCGGGGUUAGCUAACCCCGCGUCGAUGAUAAAUUACAUAGUUAUAGGUCAGGCUGGCACGGAUAUAUUUUAAGAAGAGAUGAAAUCACGUCACUCAAAGGGCAUUAAAUAUGGAAGUAAAGGGUUCCAGGAAUAGAGGAAGACCUAAGAAGAAAUGGAUGGAGUGUGUCAAGGAUAGUAUGAACAGGAAAGGAGUAUUAAUGGAUAUGGCAAAUGACAGAACAAAAUGGAAGGAACUUACAUACUGUGCCGACCCCACAUGAGUGGGAUAAGGUCAAGAAGAAGAAGAAUAGAUGAAAAUAAUUCCCGCUCGUUUGUAGACAUUUUAUCUCAUUACUAUUUUCAAAAUCAGUUAAAAAGGAGUGCAACAAAACCACAGCGAACGUGCUAUAGACCAUUAUGGAAGUUAUCCCUAUGUAUAAAGUGUAGUUAGUGUUUAUUGUAAAUAAAAUGAUUGACAAUAAAUUUGAUUACUUUA